AUGGAGGCGCGGAGAGAAACGCAUUGACUGUAAAAGUUCGCCUUAAUAUAAACUUCGUAUGUAUGAAAUUACAGCGGGUAAAUACAGAACAACUAUCCGAAGCGCAGUUCCAAACCCCGGACGACAACCAGAAACACUUCGGUUCGAAGUCUGAUGAAAGCGUCGGGGAGUCAAGUCAGGGUUAGAAAGUAAUUUAAAGCCAGUUAAGUAUACAGCAGUCAUCGUUUUGACAGCUUGAAACCUCUAAACAAUAAAAAACUACGGUUUGUGUUAAUCACAUUUGGAAAGUGCAUGCGGUUAAAGGAUAUUUAAUACCAGUUUUAGUAAUUAAAACAAAUAACAUAAACAAAAUAAAUAGCCAGCCAGCUGCCUGCUGUUUUAUUUGCAUUGUAUUGUGUGUCGUUGCUAGUACUGCAUGUCUCAAGCAGAGCACAAUUUAAUUUGAAGAUCUUGCGCUAGUACGUAUAAGCAUAUCAUGGUAGGUAUUUGUUAGAAUAGAGCUAGUUAUAUAUUUAAAAUUUUAAAGUAUAAAUACAGUAUUAGAGAUUAGUCAGCGACUUGGAACAAAAUGACCUUAGAAGGCUAUGAAAGACAUUAUGACUCGCUGAACUCGGAUUUUGGCAGUGAAUUGGAUGGAACCGGGCCUAGGUCUGGUUCUGGGAGUUUUAGUGGGGAGCAAGAGAAGUUACAUUACAUCCCGAUUCGAAUCCUGGGACGUGGCGCAUUCGGAGAAGCCACGCUGUACAGAAGAUCGGAGGAUAACUCAUUGGUAGUGUGGAAGGAAGUAGAUUUGAACAGCCUUUCCGAGAAGCAGCGAAGGGAUGCCAUGAACGAGAUUGUUAUCCUGUCUGUUCUGCAGCAUGAUAACAUCAUAGCCUACUACAACCACUUCUUGGAUAAGAACACCUUGCUGAUUGAGCUUGAAUACUGUAACGGUGGAAAUCUUCAUGAUUUAAUUAACCAACAGAAAGGGAAGCUCUUCACAGAAGAGACUAUGAUUUGGUACUUUUAUCAGAUAGCAUCCGCCGUGGCUCACAUACACAAAGCUGGCAUUCUUCACAGGGAUAUCAAGACGCUGAAUAUUUUCCUCACCAAAGCAAACCUGAUUAAGCUGGGAGAUUAUGGACUUGCCAAGCAGCUGGGUUCCCAAUACUCCAUGGCGGAGACUUGUGUAGGAACCCCUUAUUACAUGUCUCCGGAGCUGUGCCAGGGUGUGAAGUAUAACUAUAAGUCAGACAUCUGGGCUGUGGGCUGCGUUGUGUUUGAACUUCUCACGCUGACAAGGACGUUUGAUGCAACGAACCCUCUGAACCUGUGUGUGAAGAUUGUGCAGGGGAACCGCACCAUGGAGGCAGAUACUGACGUGUUCUCUGCUGGCUUGAUUAAUCUGGUGCACCAGUGCCUUGACCAGGACCCAGAAAAGAGACCCACAGCUGAGCAGAUCCUGGAGCAGCCAAUCAUUCUCAACCACAGGCAAGCGUUGGACAAUAAGGUUUCUCUGCUCAAUGGACCUAAUAAACGACCAAGGCUGAGUACAGCGAAUGAGACCUCCAUCGCCGUGGUAACAUCGCGCUCCAGCGAGGUUUAUUUCUGGGGGGGAGGGAAGUUCACACCCCAGAAGCAGGAUGCCUUCAAGGGGGGCUGCAGCGCCCAGCAGGUGUGUGCUGGAGAGACUCACUUUGCCGUGGUGACGGUCGAAAAGGAGCUCUACACCUGGGCUAAUGUGCAGGGUGGUACGAAGAUGGUCGGACAGCUGGGCCAUGGAGACCAGGCCUCCUACCGCCAGCCGAAGAGAGUGGAAAGACUGCAGGGGAAAGCCAUCCGACAGGUGGCCUGUGGGGCCGAUUUCACUGCCUGCAUCACCGAUGAAGACCAGGUGUACAUGUUUGGCUCAGACUACUACGGAUGCAUCGGAGUGGACAACCAGCAUGGGUCGGAGGUCCGGGAGCCAGUUCUGCUGGACUUCUUCCUGUCCAUCCCAGUGGAGCAGUUGUCUUGUGGGGACAACCAUGUGGUGGUUCUGACCCAGGACAAGGAUGUUUACUCCUGGGGCUGCGGGGAGCACGGUCGUCUCGGACUGGAUUCAGAAGAUGACUGGGCCACUCCUCAGCAGGUGGAUGUGCCCAAGAGUUUAAGCAUUUCCUCAGUGCACUGCGGUGCAGACGGGACUUUUUUCUUGACUCAGUCGGGGAAGGUGCUGGCGUGUGGAAACAACGAGUUGAACAAACUGGGUCUGAACCAGAGCAUCUCUGGGAUCAUGAACCACUCUGCUGAGGUUUACCAGGAGAUCCCCUACACCACCUCCCUUACUCUAGUGAAACAGCUUGCCAGAUUCAAAAUCCGAUCCAUCGCUCCAGGCAAGACCCACACUGCUGCUAUUGAUGAACGAGGCCGGCUGUUGACCUUCGGCUGUAAUAAGUACGGACAGCUGGGAGUGAGAGAUUAUAAAAAGCGUCAGGACGUCAACCUCCUGGUGGGUCCCUUUGGGGGCAAAGAAGUCACCAAGGUGUCCUGUGGAGAUGGCUUUACCAUGGCUGCAACAAAGGAUAAUCAGAUCUUCGCCUGGGGGAAUGCCGGGAAUGGUCGUCUGGGAAUGCCACCGGCUAAAGGGUACGGCUCAGAAGUUUGUCCGGCCCUUCCCCGUCCGAUUUUUGGCACCUUGCACCACGUUCCAGACUUGUCUUGCCGUGGCUGGCACACAAUCCUUAUAGUUGAGAAGGUUCUGAAUUCCAAAACGAUCCGUUCAAAUAGUAGUGGGCUGUCCAUAGGCAUUGUCGGCCAGGGCUCAACAACAGAAGUGGAGAUGGAGAGUGAGCCUGACUUGGAGCCCCUGGAUCAGCACAGAGGUUCGGGGGGCACAGUGGAGGCAGACGCAGGGGUGCGCAGGAUGGAGACCCCCACAGACUCCCUCGCCAACAUGACUGAGAGCUCAUGUCCUGACUGGCUGCUCAGGGAGCUUGAAGAUGCAGAGUUCAUCCCAAUGCCCAAGAAUGCAGAGGGCUUCUCUCCAAUGGAUUUGUCAGUCUCCGGGCCUGAGAAGGAUACACUUCCUUACGAUGAGCUGAAGGGACUGAAGGCUGCAGCAGAACCACUGGCAGAGAAAGAACUCCCGACUGCUUGUGUGGGUUCAGAGAAGGUGAAUGGCGUUGGUGAGGAGCCAGCCACGUGCAAGAUAUGCAGCACGCCUCAGUGGGAGACGCAGCAGCAGAAAUUACAGCAGGAAAAUGCCCAAAUCGGUGCUGAGCUGCAGAAUCUGAGGAGGGUGAUCAGUGAAGUGUCUCCGUUGAAAGACACUGUAAGAAGACAGGAAGAAAUGAUUCAGGUGUUACAGAAGCAGUGUAAUGAUCUGAUGAAAGAAAACGAGAAGCUUUGGAAAGCAAUUGAGACUCUUAAACUGAGCGAUUCAGGGGCUGAUCAAAAGAACCAAGAAUCUGCAAGGUGCAGUGCUGAAAUCAACGCUGCACAUGGCACACAGGCAGAUGUCUGUCAGUAGCCUGGGUCUUCAGUUGACCUGUUGUUACAGAUUGGGUGACACUGGAUCCUGUCUGAUUUCAGUACGCAUCUACAAGGCACAGGUAUCCUAGCUUCGGUUCGGUAGCAGAGAAAGACAGGGUUCUCUUUUCUGCAGCAUGAGAGCACCUCAAAUGUAUUUUUGCAAGGUGGGAUUUGCUGAUGCGUGUGACUGAAAUGAAAGGUUACAGAAAUAGGGAGGUUCUCACCAGUCAAUUACAAAGUGUAGUUAUUUUGAUCGUUUUGAUACGUCAAGAUUUUAGCGUGGCAGAUGGCUGAGCGAUGAUUAGAUUAUACAGUGUUAGCAACUUUGAAGUUGGAAAGGGUGCUUCAUAGAACCAGAAACAGGAAUAAAAUGGGGUUUUUUGUGUUGUUUUUCCUCAUUUGUUAAGUAAAACGUGCUGGAAUGUAAAAGGAAGGAUAAAAUAAGUUAUCCACACACAAGAAAACGAUAAAGAUGGUACAAACAGCAAGCACCACGUUUGAGGAACACAAUCUAGGGAAUUUUAGGGAAGAGGUAAAACAAGUUUAGUUUGACUAAGUAUGUAAAGGGUUACUUUUUGAAAAGAAAAAAAAAAACUUUAAAUAGACAGCCUCUCCUAAACUGUUCACAAGUUACUGUGACAGGUUUUGUAGUACACGUGCUUUAAGGUGGAUGUUGUAUAUUCAUUAGCUGAUUUAGUUGUUUCUGCCUGGGCUUGUUUUUUUAACUAUGAAUGUUUAUGCAUUUUUACAGAUUUUACUGGUGUGAUGGUAAUUAACUUUAGCUGUGUUAGCUGCUGUUUGUGGGCUGUAAGGUUAAAUUGAAUCAUAAAGUGUGAAGCAUUUAUUUCGUAUCCAUUGUUAAAAGAAAUUGUGACUGCAGUAUCAACCAAACAUGCAACAGAUUGGCGUAUUUAUUUUUACUCUCAGCCAAGAAUAUUACAUCUCUCACAGUGUUGAUUUGUUUUAAUUGCAUGAUAAGUGAAAACGCUACUUCCCUGAGGAGUCUUGUUCAAUACAAAUGUUCAGUUGGUGAAUGAAACCACACAUAGUUCUCACAUUUAUCCCACCGCUGAUUUACAUGUUUACUGUUUUUUGAUCUUCAAAUGAGUUACCACAGGUAGUAUUUACAAUGAUUAAAAUGCAUAGGAUUAAUGUUGUGCUUUAUAUUUCAAGCGCUCAUUGCUUUAUAUGUCUAGCUGUUACAGAACAGUAUAAUCAGUGUGGCUGCUUUCUUCCAAAGGAAACUCCUGCCUGUACAUUCAUCUUUUGUGUUUUGUACUGUUCACGGUUCUGGGAUGUUUCUCAAAAUAAUUAGUGGUGGUAAUAUACAGGUUAUUUUCCCAUAUAAUGUAAUUUCAGUUAUAUUUUCUUAGUCAAGGGACCUUUCUUCAAUUUGUGGUAAAAUAUUGUUAAGGAAAAUGUGAUUGAAUGCCUGGAAACAAAUACAUAAAGUUUAUCUAGGUGUGUUUUUUUUUUUUGGUUGUUUAUUUUUUUAUUUUUUUGUUUAUUUUAACGCUGUACUGUAGAAAACUAGCUGUGAAUUAUUAUUAUUAUUAAGCAGACGCUUUUAUCCAAAGCAACUUAAAGAAAAUUGAACAAUAUGUAAAA
This is a messenger RNA of Polyodon spathula (Mississippi paddlefish), 5103 nucleotides long. Its product is annotated as serine/threonine-protein kinase Nek9-like. Gene Ontology annotation, biological process: protein phosphorylation. Lineage: Eukaryota; Metazoa; Chordata; Actinopteri; Acipenseriformes; Polyodontidae. The transcript has 23 exons. Gene Ontology annotation, molecular function: ATP binding; protein kinase binding; protein kinase activity. The record is from RefSeq and is a predicted model, not a curated record. Gene Ontology annotation, cellular component: centrosome. Bases 569 to 3493 code for a protein of 974 amino acids.